Molecule: messenger RNA, 516 nt
Organism: Paramecium sonneborni
Lineage: Eukaryota; Ciliophora; Oligohymenophorea; Peniculida; Parameciidae
Source: the annotation of a GenBank genome assembly
AUGAAAAGAUAUUCAAUUUUUAUAAAACUAAAAAUUAAAACAUCAAUAAGUAGAACAAUCAUAAUCUAAUUAAAUUUAUUGGCAAUAUUCCUUAUAUAAACAUGUUAAUUUAGAUUUUUCAAUUUUUUUAAAUAUUUAUAUCAGUAUCAAUAGAUGCUUUUAUUUUACAAUAUGUUUUUUUUAAUUUUUUUGUUUUUGUAGACAUGUUUAUAAAAUUAAAAUAAAUUUAAUUUAAUGUUCACUUCAGAAAGUAAUAUAAGAAUUUCAAUUAAUAAAAACUUAAAUGAAAUGAAAAUAAUGGAAUUGUUUGGUAAAUUACUUGAAACAAAAGAAUUAAUUUUGAAUUAAAUUAAUAAAAAUAUGGUAUUUGAAUACAAACAAUAGAAAGUAUUAGUGAAAAUAAUUAAGUUGUAAUUUAUUGAAAAAGUUAGAGAUUUUAUGGGAAAUAACAUUGAGAUAGAUAAAGAUUAAUUAGAUAUAAUUGAUAGAGUUUAUAUAUAUAAAUUUAAUGAUUGA